AUGCAGCUCCCUCGAAACCCCGGGAACACAACAAAACGACUUCAUUUAACCGCGGAUAGCGGGCUGCCCUCAGUGGACGUCAUUCUACCGUGUUGCGGAGAGCCCCUGGAUAUCAUUCUCGACACCAUCCGCGCUGCUUGCGUCCUUGACUACCCUCAAUCCGCAUUUCGAGUGCUGGUCCUCGACGAUGGAAAUUCCACCGAGCUACAGCACGCAGUCGAGGAACUCCGCCAGACCUGGCCCAACCUGCGCUACUACAGCAGAGGAAUCAAGCCCAGCCGAAAAGUCUUCGCCAAAGCUGGGAACCUGAACCACGCUAUAUUUAACAUUCAGGGCAAGAUGAAGCAGCCACCCGACUUCAUUGCUGGCUUCGAUGCCGAUUUUCUGCCCGCGCCUAACUUCCUGCGAGCCACGCUUCCCCAUAUCCUGGAAGACCCAAGUGUCGGUCUAGUGGGCCCAAUGCAGGACUAUUACAAUUUACCACGGGGUGAUCCGCUCAGCCAAAGCAUGGGCGUAUUCAGGGAGACCAUCCUCCCCGAGCUGAACGAGCAGGGUUCGAGCAUCGCUUCGGGGUCGGGGUUUCUGAUGCGCCGCCAGCUGGCGCUCGACGUGGGAGGGUUCCCGACGCUCAACGAAGCCGAAGAUAUUACGCUCUCGCUGAUCCUGCCCUCCAUCGGGAAGCGCGUGCUGGCCCUCGAAGAAACCCUGCAGCUCGGACAAGUGCCACCCUCGCUGGAAGGCCACAUCAGACAGAGGCGACGAUGGAUCACCAGCAUGACCCAUAUGAUUGCCACCCCCUGGGCAGCGCACAGGGAGUCCGCUCCGUAUGCCUCGAGGUCUAGUAUGGUAGCGCUGGGCCUCACAUAUCUCCUGUCACCUGUGAACCACGUUGUGGGAUGUGUUACAAUCUCUCUGGCGUUGAUAUCGCAGCGACCGCUGGUACCGAGCGGGAUGCUGAGGCUCCAACUUGCCUUGUCUUUGGCCAACUUUGCGCUCGUUUGGCUGUACGAAUGGAUUAAGGCGGCGGCAGUGGGGUUUCGACAGUCUGUGUUUGCUCUUCAAGCAACUGGUCUCUGGAUGUGUGCUGACCGACUAUACACCCUCGUUCGAUUCCACUUUUUCGGAUCCCAAGCCGGCAGAGCCCUAGUGACUGGCAGCGCCCAGAACAGCUGGAACGAUCCCAAUAAGGUCUCCACUCGAGUUGUGCAGCUGAAACGCGAUCUCUGGGACGCUGGAGUUUUCUACAAUGUGCUUUUCGUACUCGGAACUCUGGCCGGAUUGAUAUACUCCAUCAUGGGCUCUAUCGAGAGCACCUCCGGCUGGCACAUCCACGCAAUGACCACCUUGCUGUGUCCCCCUGUUAUCCUGAUGUGCUAUAUUUCGCUUUCCUGCCAUAUCAUCCCGGUUCUAUGCGUGAUAUGGCGGCCUCAUUAUCCUUCUCGCGAGGAGGUCAUGGACACUCAUCCGAGUGAUGCUCGUGCUGUGUUUCCGUCCAAGAGCGUGCGAAAGUACAACGUGCGUCAAAGGAUGCCACCCCUUGGAUAUUGUGGUCAUUUGUUGCUGAUUCCGGUUUAUGUGACGCUCAUGGCUAUGUUUUGUCUUCUGUAUCUUUGA
Molecule: messenger RNA, 1614 nt
Organism: Aspergillus steynii IBT 23096
Lineage: Eukaryota; Fungi; Ascomycota; Eurotiomycetes; Eurotiales; Aspergillaceae
Product: glycosyltransferase family 2 protein
Exons: 2
Coding region: 1-1614 (537 amino acids)
Source: RefSeq, a predicted model, not a curated record